This is a messenger RNA of Linum trigynum, 7562 nucleotides long. NCBI's taxonomy places the organism in Eukaryota, Viridiplantae, Streptophyta, Magnoliopsida, Malpighiales, Linaceae. The record is from the annotation of a GenBank genome assembly.
AAGCAAUUUGUUAUAAGCGGUGUGCAUCUAACUACUAUCAUGUUAUUGUACACAUCUUAGUAUUAUGUUGUUGACUUUUCUAUUAUGGUACAAAAAGACACCCUUACCAAUUUUCUGAAGCUGCCACUGCAUGCUUUUUCUCAUUACCAUUGCCUUGCUUUAGUUAAUUAAUGCGGUCAGGAGCAUUAGUUCCUUAGACUUGCCGCCACCUUUGCAAUAUAAUACACAAGUCAUGCUGCUAAAUCUCUCAUCCGAGAAUCCCUUCCGAAAUGAGAGAUUUAUAACCAAGUGCUGUGAGAUUGUGCAACAUCCCUCGAACAAACUCCAAAGUUGAACAUCCAUUACCUUCAAUUUCCUGCCCAUGAAAGAACUAGGCAUUGCACUUCGCCCUUAUAAAAUAGAGUCUCUCAUCAGCCCAAGACUGAAAUACAUUCCUUACAAAGCCAAAAGGCAUAAAUCACCCAUCAAAUUAUUGCUCCACUUUCUCCCCUUGUCCUACCCUUCUCAACGAAAAUUUACACGGGGUAACGCAAAUUAAUAUUUCAUAACUCUAGUGAGAGGCCCAUCGUAAACAAUGUUGUGGCUUGACUUAGCCAAUUUUACAAGUUUUCUAGGGGGGAGGGGUUUUAGAAAGAGAUGUCUCAAUGCAUUAAAACCAAUCAGUUGAGAUGUACAAAAACAUACUGAUAGCGUCGUUAAAACCUUCAAGCAGGUACGACCUCUAUGGGUGGAGUAUCAUCUUCCUCCUCCACACUCGAUGUGGUGGUCUCGACCUUCUUCUCUUCGUGUUUAAACUCUUGCUUGAAUUUAUUGUAGUUGGUGGCCUCGCUCGCCUUGAACGGCCUCUCCACACUCGCUAAUCAAGUUUUCCUCGAUGACCAUUGACCAUCAUUCUGUCCUUAAUAUUUCCUUCUAGAAUGUUCUUUGGAACUGGAACGUAAUCUGGUCUAUGUUUUCAGUCCUUAAAUUUUAUAUUAUUACUGUCUUAAUCCUUCACAGUGGAUGCUAAAAUUAAGAUAUGAUACUUCAGGGCCCUUCUGGAUUGCACGAUCCUCACUUUCUUUUGGCUGAAAAGAGGGCAAAUAAAUAAUGGUUUCUUCCACUUUUCACAUUCUUAUGGAAUUUAGACCAUAUCACUAAUUCACUAUAUUUCACCAUCUAAUGAUAAAAAAGAAUAUAUGCCGAUAAAAAAUGGGACCUUUAAGAGGUAUCCCCAAAAUUUUUUAUUGGGUCGGAUAUUAUGCCUACCUCGAAAGGGUUGGGUUUUUUACACCCCUUUCUCAUUGGUCAAUUUUUUUAUCAAUCAUUUAGCAAGUAUUAAUGGAAGUAGACAUAAUAAAUAACAUAAUAAUGACAUUUUCUAUUAAUAAAAAAAUUUCUUUAUUACUUGAAAACCAUCCUCUCUAACCUUAGUCGUCUCUCCUCUCCUCCCCCCCCCCCCCUCAUUAUGUCGUCGCCGUCACCACCAUUCCUCAUGUCGUCGUCGUCCUCCACCGCCUUCCACCACCACCAUCACUCUCCUCUCUCCAAUCGCCAUCGUGCUACCUGAUAGACCGAUAAUUACACGUAUUUUCACCCCUAUUCUUGAGCCGUUUGAGAGGUUGAUUCUCAGGUUUUAAGCCGAUUUCACGCGAGGUUGUGUGUUUAUGUCAUAUUUCAGGACCUGGCGUUGGAAUUGAGGCGAAGGAACGAGAUUCGGGUCGAAAGGAGCAAGUGAGGCUUGAAGCGGGCUGAAGGAUGGAAAUACCCAGCCAUAACCAGAAAUACCCGGCCGGGUAUUAUUCUGAGGAGACCGGGGAAUUCCCUUUUUGGCGUCUGAGAAACAGAGGGGGCCCCGGUCGUGAAGCUUAAAUCCCCGACCGGGGAUUAUUGGAGCAGACCGGGGAUUUUUCCCUGGCUUGAAACGUGCGUUUUGAUAAUACCCAGUCGAGACCCAAAAUACCCGACCGGGUAUUUCGACCGGGUAUCGCGACAGGCAGCUGUUUAAGGGAAAAGAGGGCUGAAAAUCAAGGGAUUUGAGUUUUUGAGAGAUAGAACGAUUCCUAGAGAGAGAAAGCGACGAACAAGAGUCUCUAAGUGCCCUAGAUUGAUCUUCAACACCAUUGGAGGCCAGUUUGAGCUUUGAGCAGGAAUCCAUCCUUUACAGUAUGAAUUCCGCGUCUGAUUCUGCUUUUGCUACUUUCUCCAUGGAGUAGUUCUCCCAUUCAUUUGGGUAUGGAGAACCCUAGAUUUGUAUGUUAGGUUUGAUUGUAUGAACCCAAGUACUGAUUCUAUGAUUGAUUAUAUUCGAUUGAGGCUUGAAUGAUUGAAUGACUUGAAUCCUGAUCAAAUUCCUGUUGUUUCUGCUUUAACCUAGAAUGAUAAUAUCUGCCUAGGUUGAUAGAGCAUCCUUGAUUGAAGGUAGGGAGUUGGUGACUUUAGUCGAGGAGCCAACUCACUAUUCUGUACCGGUUUUACUCCGGUAGUGGAGGUUUUGUUCUUAGGGCCUCAAUCUGUCUACUCCGGUGGAGGUUAGUCGCCCGCUAGAGAUUCGGAUUGAGAGGGUCUGAAGACCUUUUUUUUUUUUUUUGAUUAGUGAGGGUCUGAAGACCUUUAGUCGAGACUUCAGGCUGUUUAAGAACCUUCCGCAGUAUAACUUUCAUAGAAACUGAACUUGGUAAUUACAAUCCGACUUAACUAGGUGCUAGACUUAGGUGAACUUAGCCCUACUAGGAUGAGCAUUCAGCUCGCUGACCGUUCCAUUGUGCAUCCUAGGGGUGUCAUAGAGGAUCUGCUUGUUAAUGUUGGUGCAUUCACAUAUCCUGUUGAUUUUGUUAUUCUGGAUGUAAAUGAGGAUGUGGAUGUGCCUUUGAUUCUAGGUAGGCCAUUUCUUGCCACCGCCAAGGCACUUAUUGAUGUGCAUGAUGGUAAACUGAUCUUGCGUGCUGGGAAUGAACAGGCUACUUUUUCUGUGACUGAAUUUGAUCACUGUGCUAUGAUUGCUGUCACCCCUGUGCAUGCUAUGUCUGAUCAGGUACACGAGCCUGUCGUGUAUCCUUCUACACCUCUCAUUUUGCAGGACCCUCCUAUCACUCCUUCGCCGCCACUCCAUCCAGCCUCGCCUCCAAACAAAAAGCUCAAGGAGGAGUGGCGGCCGAAGCAGCAGGUUGCUAAGCCUGCACGGAAGAAGAGUGGAGACCACUAUGAGCUGGUUCCACCCCCUGCACCACGACCACCCUGGCCGUCCGGGUACUCACUCGCCUGCAUCUUGCCAGAUGGCCAGGUCGAGCUGACUGAUGAUGGUGGUCGCAUCCGUCGGGUGCAUGGCCACAACCUUAAGCUGUACCUCAAGAGCAACGUGGAUCCGCUCUUGGAGGCACCUGUUCAUGCACCUCCCUGAGUAUCCACCAUGGGCGUCCAGCUAAAAGACGGUAAAGAAGCGCUUGUGGGGAGGCAACCCCACCUUGGUUUGAUUUUCUUUCUUGUGUUUUGAGUCGGAUUGUAAACCAGUUUGGUUUUGGUUUGUUUUCUUUUGUUUUGGAUGAUGUUUUAUUGGGCUGACCAUUGGACCUAACAUAUUGUGUUUGAGCUCUUUGGUUUCCUUUGGUUGUGCUUGUCUUGACUGGUACUCUCUCCAGUCCGCUUCCAGUCUCCUGCAGUCCGUGCAUACCGGUAACAUCGUUCCCCUUUUCCUUCCCUCUUCUCCAUUGAGGGCAAUGUCGAUCUUAAGUGUGGGGGGUGUUUAUCUUUUGACUGCAUUAGAUCUGUUUGUGUGCUUGGAGCCUAGUCCACUGUCCAAAUUUUUAAAUUUGAGGGCUCCAAGUACGUGUUCCUUGCAAUUGCCUGCUCAGUAUGCUUUGAAUUAACAGUCUUUAUAGUAAUAUGCAACCUAGGGAGGUAGUGUAGCACUAUGGAGGAUGUUGAUGCAUUUAAGAAGUCUCAUUUCUUCUUCAUAUUGUGUUGGUUGAUUAAGUGAAUUAGUGAUUUUAGGACCCUUGAAUUGUGUGAUGUUGUGGAUUCUCUGCCUGUCAUGGACUCUUGUAUCAUGUUUUGAGUUUAACAGGUGCUCAAAAAUGUGCUUCAAAAUAACGUCUCCCGUGCGAAUAGGGCGAAAGUGUGAAAGGGGAGACGGGAAUCCGUUCCCAAUUUCCACCUACUACCUCCAGCCCCCUUACAUGUCUUUCCCCCGCACGAGGCUCGAGACAUCCGCUCCUGGCAUGGCCGGUAAGAGCAGGUUGGGACCCUUGAAAAAAAGUAAAGAAAAAAAUAUCAGAAAACAAGCAAAACAGAAAGAAAAGGGGUUCCAACCAUCUUCAAAGAAAAUAGAGCACCUUGAAAAAUGUGAGUCCAUGAUCCUUUGUUUUUGAGAAUCUCUUCAUCCACAAUUCAUUUGUCUACUGUUCACUGUUUGCCAUGAUGCCGACUCGAUACUAGUGCUCUCGCCGAAGAAGCUAUGAGAUGACUUGUGCGUCGGUUGACCUCGUAAGCUGCUAAAUGAUCUAGGAAGUCCUCUACCUACGAUCUGGGUUGUUUGUUGCUAUAGAGGUCUGGAGAGUUGCAUUGGUUUGAGUUAGGUUUGCUUGGGGACAAGCAAACGGUUAAGUGUGGGGGAGUUUGAUAGACCGAUAAUUACACGUAUUUUCACCCCUAUUCUUGAGCCGUUUGAGAGGUUGAUUCUCAGGUUUUAAGCCGAUUUCACGCGAGGUUGUGUGUUUAUGUUAUAUUUCAGGACCUGGCGUUGGAAUCGAGGCGAAGGAACGAGAUUCGGGUCGAAAGGAGCAAGUGAGGCUUGAAGCGGCUGAAGGAAGGAAAUACCCGGCCAUAACCAGAAAUACCCGGCCGGGUAUUAUUCUGAGGAGACCGGGGAAUUCCCUUUUUGGCGUCUGAGAAACAGAGGGGGCCCCGGUCGUGAAGCUUAAAUCCCCGACCGGGGAUUAUUGGAGCAGACCGGGGAUUUUUCCCUAGCUUGAAACGUGCGUUUUGAUAAUACCCGGUCGAGACCCAAAAUACCCGACCGGGUAUUUCGACCGGGUAUCGCGACAGGCAGCUGUUUUAAGGGAAAAGAGGGCUGAAAAUCAAGGGAUUCGAGUUUUUGAGAGAUAGAACGAUUCCUAGAGAGAGAAAGCGACGAACAAGAGUCUCCAAGUGCCCUAGAUUGAUCUUCAACACCAUUGGAGGCCAGUUUGAGCUUGGAGAAGUGCCGAUCAACAUCCAGGAGCAGGAAUCCAUCCUUCACAGUAUGAAUUCCGCGUCUGAUUAUGCUUUUGCUACUUUCUCCAUGGAGUAGUUCUCCCAUUCAUCUGGGUAUGGAGAACCCUAGAUUUGUAUGUUAGGUUUGAUUGUAUGAACCCAAGUACUGAUUCUAUGAUUGAUUAUAUUCGAUUGCGGUUUGAAUUAUUGAAUGACUUGAAUCCUGAUCAAAUUCCUGUUGUUUCUGCUUUAACCUAGAAUGAGAAUAUCUGCCUAGGUUGAUAGAGCAUCCUUGAUUGAAGGUAGGGAGUUGGUGACUUUAGUCGAGGAGCCAACUCACUAUUAUGUACCGGUUUUACUCCGGUAGUGGAGGUUUUGUUCUUAGGGCCUCAAUCUGUCUACUCCGGUGGAGGUUAGUCGCCCGCUAGAGAUUCGGAUUGAGAGGGUCUGAAGACCUUUAGUCGAGACUUCAGGCUGUUUAAGAACCUUCCGCAGUAUAACUUUCAUAGAAACUGAACUUGGUAAUUACAAUCCGACUUAACUGCAGUCUAGGGGGAACCAUAUCCGGGUGACCUCUCUUAACCUGAAUACAACAGUUUACUUGCUUUGUUUGUUUGGUAGUUUAGACUUGCAUUCCAGUUUCAUUGCUAGAUAACAAGAAUUCACUGAGUAGUCAUCAAAUCUAGGACCCGGGUUGAUAAUUAAAUCUAAACCCGCUAUAUUACGCUUUAGGAAGUGGUUACACUUGGCCAAUUCCUGGAGUGACAGUAGAAGUGAGUCACUAUCGUCACCAACCUCCAGCAUCGUUGCCACCAUCCCUAUCGUUACAUCGCCCUCCUCCCCCAUGAUCCUCUCUCAGUGUUUUCAAUUUUCAUAUUUGACUUUUCGAUUUCCAGUUCUGAUUUUUUACCACUGCACAGAUAUUUGUACCACUGCAAUUUAAACUCAGAGCUGAGAUUUGUACCAGGCACUGGUAUCGAUAUCAGUGCACUGGUACAAAUCUCAUAUCUGAGUUUAAAUUGCAGUGGUACAACGUAUUAGUGCAGUGUUAUAAAAAUUUUUAUGUAGUGGUACAUUUUUGUAAUUACCCGAAGGGAGUCUGUCGGCGGGAUUUUAACCGGAAAAGUGUGGCGGUCGGAGUAAGCCGGGUGGUCGGAGGCUACUGGAAAAGGAAGGAUCAGAGAUAGGAGAGAGAAUUGUAUUUUGUGUAGGUUUAGAUAUAAAAAAUGCAAGUAAUUAAUGUGGUGUAUUUAAUUCUUAAUUUGUAUUUAAUAAGAAUAUUAAGUUUCACAAAUUGUAUUAAAUACCAGGGGUGUCAUUUUUCCAACCCUUAGAGGGAUUAGCAAGCUAACCGAUCCCUUCUUUAUCUAUAAAUCAAGUGGGCAGCAAUACCAAUCAAAUCAAAAUAAUAUCAAUUAGCAAGAAUGUCACUAGGCGAGUUAAACACAUGAACUCCUAUUAUGUAAUUGUGGUAUGUUGAAGCUAAAAAAAAGUAGGCGGCAAAAUUCUCAUCUCUAUACACAUGCUCGAGCAUGCCAAGGUAUAAGUAGUAGACACUUAAUCUUCAUAAUCUUGGUGAGGUGUGGGUGUUGUAGCAUUGCAAACUUGAUUAGCUACUUGCUACGGAUGAAUCCGUCUGUGGAAAGCUUCCUAUUUUCUUGCUCCCAAGCAAUCUUAAGACUAUACACAAUUCUAGCUAGCUUUGCUUGUAUGAUCGAACCUCCACAAGGUUCAUAGUGAAAGCUCAAAUAAAACAAUAAUCUUCUUGUUUACACCUAAAAUAAUUUCGCGGCGGCGCGAGAUCAACGGUGCCGCGAUGGUGAGCGUUACCGCGAGAUCAGCGGCGUUGUGAGUUUGACAAUCUCGAUGAGCUAAAAUUCAACUUGUGAAUUUGACAGUGAUGCGAGCCCAACGACAUCGCGAUGGGUAACAACACCGAUCGCAGCGAUGUCGCGAGGUUAGCUAGGCAAUGCAGUCCGACAAUGUCGUGGAGUCAAAACAACGAAGUUGUUUAAUUAGCAGCAUCGUCGCGGGUCUUGCAACGACGUAGUUUCAAUUAAUAAUGGGAUUUUUUUAAUAAUUUUGUGGCUCAAAUCCAUGACGAUAUUGCAGCCAUGAAACAACAACGUCGCGGUUCAAACUGCGAUACUGAUCCCUGACUUAGGUACUUUUCUGUGCACGUGUAUCUCAAGUGGAUAGAAGUGGAGAUUGGAGAUGCAGUGCGAUUGAAGUUUACAAUGUUGUAGCGAAGGUGGUUCCUUUCACAUGAGAUUCACGCCAACCAGAGGGAAGAGGAUAUCAAGGAAGUUGAGACACAUGGGAGUUCAGGACGGAGUAGUUUCACGGAGCGUGAAGACUACGAAGAUGAUUUUAGAUAAAAUCAUCGGAGCAAG